Messenger RNA from Bactrocera neohumeralis, 2175 nucleotides. It is a transcript of the gene Hsc70-4, whose product is annotated as heat shock 70 kDa protein cognate 4. The coding region runs from base 136 to 2097 and encodes 653 amino acids. Gene Ontology annotation, cellular component: plasma membrane; nucleus; cytoplasm. NCBI's taxonomy places the organism in Eukaryota, Metazoa, Arthropoda, Insecta, Diptera, Tephritidae. Gene Ontology annotation, biological process: cellular response to unfolded protein; vesicle-mediated transport; protein refolding. The record is from RefSeq and is a predicted model, not a curated record. The transcript is spliced from 2 exons. Gene Ontology annotation, molecular function: ATP hydrolysis activity; ATP-dependent protein folding chaperone; ATP binding.
UGCUGCCGCCAUUCCUUGAAAAAGUGUGUGUCUAGUCGGACGCGUAUAACACGAGAAGAAAUUGUAGUUGGAAGUGAAGUAACAAAUUGCGAUUAAAUAAUUUCAGUGCAUUUUUAAUAAAAAAAUACAAUAAAGAUGUCUAAAGCUCCCGCUGUUGGUAUUGAUUUGGGUACUACCUACUCCUGCGUGGGUGUAUUCCAACAUGGCAAGGUUGAAAUUAUUGCCAAUGACCAGGGUAAUCGCACCACUCCAUCAUAUGUUGCCUUCACCGAGACAGAGCGUCUGAUUGGUGAUGCUGCCAAGAAUCAGGUUGCCAUGAACCCCACAAACACCAUUUUCGAUGCCAAACGUUUGAUCGGUCGUAAAUUCGAUGAUGCUAACGUGCAAUCAGAUAUGAAACAUUGGCCUUUCGAAGUGGUCAAUGUUGACGGCAAACCAAAGAUCAGUGUCUCCUACAAGGAUGAGAAAAAGACUUUCUUCCCUGAAGAAAUCUCAUCUAUGGUGUUGACUAAGAUGAAGGAAACCGCUGAGGCUUAUUUGGGCAAGACAGUUACCAAUGCUGUUAUCACCGUGCCUGCUUACUUCAACGAUUCUCAACGUCAAGCCACCAAAGAUGCCGGUACCAUUGCUGGUUUGAACGUUUUGCGUAUUAUUAACGAGCCAACUGCAGCUGCUAUUGCCUACGGUUUGGACAAAAAGGCUGUUGGUGAACGCAAUGUGUUGAUUUUCGAUUUGGGUGGUGGUACUUUCGAUGUGUCCAUUCUCUCAAUCGAUGAUGGUAUCUUUGAAGUUAAGUCAACUGCUGGUGACACACACUUGGGUGGUGAAGAUUUCGAUAAUCGUCUCGUCACCCAUUUCGUUCAGGAAUUCAAGCGCAAGCAUAAGAAGGAUCUUACCACCAAUAAGCGAGCUCUACGCCGUCUACGUACCGCAUGCGAACGUGCAAAGCGAACAUUAUCUUCUUCUACUCAGGCCAGCAUUGAAAUUGACUCGUUGUUCGAAGGUGUCGAUUUCUAUACCUCCAUCACUCGUGCCCGUUUCGAGGAAUUAAACGCCGACUUGUUCCGUAGCACCAUGGACCCCGUAGAGAAAGCUUUGCGUGACGCCAAAUUGGACAAGUCUGCUAUUCACGAUAUUGUAUUGGUUGGUGGUUCGACCCGUAUUCCCAAAGUGCAGCGUUUGUUGCAAGAUUUGUUCAACGGCAAAGAGUUGAACAAGUCGAUCAACCCCGAUGAGGCUGUUGCUUACGGUGCUGCGGUACAAGCUGCCAUCUUGCAUGGUGACAAGUCACAAGAAGUGCAAGAUCUGUUGCUUCUCGAUGUUACUCCCCUAUCGUUGGGUAUUGAAACAGCUGGCGGGGUGAUGAGCGUGUUGAUCAAGCGUAACACAACCAUUCCAACAAAACAGACUCAAACAUUCACCACUUACUCUGACAACCAACCUGGUGUGUUGAUUCAAGUUUAUGAAGGUGAACGUGCCAUGACAAAGGACAACAAUUUGCUGGGCAAAUUUGAGCUUUCUGGAAUUCCACCAGCACCACGCGGUGUCCCACAAAUUGAAGUGACCUUUGAUAUUGAUGCCAACGGUAUCUUGAACGUAACUGCUCUGGAACGUUCCACUAACAAGGAAAACAAGAUUACAAUCACAAACGACAAGGGUCGUUUGUCGAAGGAGGACAUUGAGCGUAUGGUGAACGAAGCUGAGAAAUACCGUUCCGAAGAUGAGAAGCAAAAGGAAACAAUUGCUGCCAAGAACUCGUUGGAAUCUUACUGCUUCAACAUGAAGGCCACUUUAGAUGAAGAGAACAUGAAAACCAAGAUCUCCGAAUCGGAUCGCACUACCAUUUUGGAUAAGUGCAACGAAACCAUCAAGUGGUUGGAUGCCAACCAGCUGGCUGAGAAAGAGGAAUAUGAACACCGCCAAAAGGAAUUGGAAUCUGUAUGCAAUCCGAUCAUCACCAAGUUAUACCAGGGAGCCGGUGGUGCUCCUGGAGGAAUGCCCGGUGGUAUGCCUGGUGGCUUCCCAGGAGCUGGUGGUGCUCCUGGUGCUGGUGGCGCUGGUGCAGGCGCUGGACCAACCAUCGAGGAAGUUGACUAAACAAUUAGUCGAAACAAUAUUAUGCAAACACAAAAAUAUAUGAGCAACAAUUCUAAAUAAAGCGAAUGUUUCAAUAUA